Linderina pennispora is the source of this 1454-nucleotide messenger RNA. RefSeq lists its product as uncharacterized. NCBI's taxonomy places the organism in Eukaryota, Fungi, Kickxellomycota, Kickxellomycetes, Kickxellales, Kickxellaceae. The coding region runs from base 227 to 1369 and encodes 380 amino acids. The record is from RefSeq and is a predicted model, not a curated record. The transcript has a single exon.
GGUGUAUGACGAUAGGCUUGAUGAAUGCAAGGCCUAUCAUUGAGGGUCUGCGCGAUCGCGCCCACACCGAGCACGUGUACUUCCGCCAGUCGCUCGAGCAGACCAUCCGCAACAGCCAUCCGGCCGACACUCCUGGUGGUUGUGGUAGUCUACGAGCAGCUGCAGACCAAGGUGGUCGAAUGGAACCUGCAGUUCUCGGACCUCGCCCAGGUAUUCAUCCAGCUCGAUGCCCGCUCAGCAGCCGUCAAGCGCACCGGUUCCAACUGAAGGCCAGGUGCCUGAGACUGUCGACGAAAUGCACCAGGACGCCGAGAGUCCGCAGUUUGCAAUGCCGGUUCUGGGCGAGUCGCCGGUGGAAGAAAGCCACAUGGCAGGGCCCUACACAGUGUCGCGCCUGCACCGCCGCCUGUCAAUGCAGAUGAUGCGCCGUGAGCGCGAGCGCCAGGAGCGCCAGAUCGAGCGUGCCCGCAGGAACCUUGUGGAGGCUGCAGGCUUUGGCCGCACCCGGGCGCCCCGGAGCGCCCUGAAAAAUGCACUGCAGAAACCUGAGCCGGAGCGCGCUCACGCUGACGAAAUUGCGCGCACCCCGGCCGAGUUCCCGGAGCUCAAGGACCAGAAGGCCAAACCCAAAGAGGCGCUCAAAGAGACACAGAAAGAGCCGCAGAAAGAGCCGCCAUCGCGCAUCCCUGCAUACCGCGCUCCACCAGCCGCCCGCGCCGCCAACGUCCGCCCGCUCUCGAGCUUCGGCCGCCCGCCGCCCGCCAACAACUCAAGCAUCCCACGGGCCCCCCGCGCCCGCCCGACAUCCCCACCUGGCUCAACUGCUGAUUCGUCCAAGCCCAAUGUGUUUCUGCGGCUGGCGCGGCGGCUGAACCGGGCCAAGGACGUGCAGCCAGCACCAGCGCUCGGCACAAUGCCGCGUAAAAUGAAUCUUCUGCUGCCAGCUGCCGCCCAGUACAUGCAGCAUCCGAGGCGUCCUGCUAUGCCGCAGGUGCAGGUGUUCCGGGCGCGUCCCACUGAUGCACCAAUGCGUCGCCAUUCGCACGUGGAGGAUGAUUUCGUAAUACUGGACCAUGAUGCAGCUGACGAGCAGCCGGCGAGGCGCCGGGCCGCGACGGUUGCUAGGCCGCCGCUUAAUGGUCGGUAUGGGAACGUGCAGCCCUUGAGGCAGCCGGAGCCGCCGGCACGCGCUUCUAGCAUUAUUCCGAGCAUUACACGGAGACUCGGUCUGGGGUUCCCGUUCGGUCAGCGCCCAACCGACAAUCGGUCUACUGCAUCCAUGGAUAUAGGUCGGUCAGAGCGCGCACCGAUCCCUGAGGCCUUCGAAGCAGUUCACGUGUCUAGCAGCUCGUCCUUCGAUUUCGAUUGACUCGAGCUCCGACAGCGACUCAGCCAUCGACGAUCACCUGGACCGCCGCCGCCUGAGCUACCGCUCCACCCACUCAGCUAACCCU